CUGUGCUGACUCAUUCACACACUAGAAAUGAUUUUGACUGAAUUGGUAGUUCGCUAAAUUAAGAACGACUAGCGGCUUUAACGCGUCUAGGAGGAUCAGGAGGUUGAUGACCUUGGGGACGGUGAGACCCGUCCUUUCGGCUUCUCGAGUUGCCGAUAAGUUUUUGUUGAAUCAAUAGUACUAGGUAAGUUCUAGAGAGCACUAGAUCUACUAGAGAGCGCUUUCAUCUUCGCAGUUGGGCCGCAUUGGAUUGUAGGUCAAGCGUUCUUAGACUUACCUCGAGAAGUAGUCGUUGCAAAAAUGCCGUGGUUUCAUCGCGCGGCUGUUGCCGCAAGUCUCCCAUGGUGCACCAUGGCUGUAACACCAGCGUCCGGGGAGCAGAAUGGAGACGACAAAUUUCUCUUCCCGUUUUCAACAGGUAAACCUUUGAAGGAGAUCAAAAGGCUGGUGGCAGCCGAUCCCGGUUUGGCGUAUCGCGCAAGCGAACUGGGAGAGACUCCUCUUCAUGCCGCAGCGAUAUCGCCUGAAACGUCACCCGAGGUACUACUUACUUAAUAUUGAUUUGGGAAAUAUAAUCCUCCACGUUUGAUAGUGAUACUAUUUUUUUCUGUCUUCUGAUGCAUGUUGAGGUUGACGAUGCUCUGAUCCCUAAUUAUAGGGGGAGGUCUAUGUUGGAUGACGUGAUUAAAGACUUUUUUCACAUUCACUUUCACGAUACAACGAACUCUAAAUCAACCUCGAUUUUACAACUCAGGUGGUAGAAUUUUUGUUGGCGAGUGGCGCGUCGGCGAAUCAGGCAACGGUCGGCGAGUACCGUAGGACGCCGUUGCAUUGGUGGUUGUUCGCCGACAACCCAGAUAAGGAACGCAUAAUUGAGCUCCUGAUUUCCAGUGGCGCAAACCCGUUCCACGAAACGGAGAUUGAGGGAGAAGAUGGCUUCGCCGCUGCUGAGACGCUGGGUUUGGACGACGUCGCUGCGAAAAUGCUCGAGUGGAUAGAGGACUAUGUCGACAACAGAAAUUCCGAAGAUGCUGGUCGUGGAGCGGACAAGGAAAACGCAAAACUGAGGAAGCAGAUCGAGAAACGAAAAAGGCUUCUCGUCGAGCGUGAGGAAGAAAUGGCGGAACUAGAGGAUGACGAAGCCGCUGCAGCCAUCAGCGAUGACGAGCUGUAACACAUAUGCUUGUUCAUCAUUCCUUAUAAUAUAAUAUCGAUAAUAAAGAUGAAGAUCCUGCCUGAUCUUCGCGCUCCUUGUAUCACCCGUUUUUAUAAGCUUUUCCUUGUUCUUCUUAUAUGUACUUUAACCGUUGAGAGUCCUACCCUUUCAUUACAAGCAAUUCUACUAGAAGAAGAAAAAUAGGACCAGUCAAAAUAGCCCGUCUAUUAACCACGGUUGAUAAUGCACCCAAUUAAGAAGUAUACAUUGCAGCCCCACGACGUUUUGAACAUUCACUAUAACAAUAACGACCUCAAAUAAUGCGGCAGGUUUACUCUCAAAGAAAAAGUACUUCCAGUUCCAGGCCCACGUCAUUAGCCUUAUGGACAAGAAGAGGCCGUCUCAUGCAGAAACGGCAAAACCCGCGAAGACACAAGUAGUGUUCUAAGUUGCUCCACAAUAUCG
Messenger RNA from Amoebophrya sp. A25, 1621 nucleotides. The record is from the annotation of a GenBank genome assembly. Lineage: Eukaryota; Dinophyceae; Syndiniales; Amoebophryaceae.